UGAUGGAUAACAGCAAAGCAUGUUUAGCUAAGGCGAGAUUAGCUGCAAUUAUUUGUGUUCAGGAUCUCUGCCGAGCUGAUCCAAAAUUGUUUACAACUCAGUGGACAAUGCUUUUGCCAUCCAAUGAUGAGCUACAACACAGGUCCGGAUUGUAGCUGCUUCUACUAUUAUGGCAAUGUUGGAUGGGCCUGCUUCUGUUUCCCUACAGGUAGCUGAAUUUAAGGAGCACUCAAAACAUGGGUCGUUUACCACACUUUCUAGCUCUCUUGGGCAUAUCUUGAUGCAACUUCAUUCAGCAUCUACACCAUAUUCAAGAAUGCCUCCUGAGCUGCUCGCUAGGGUUAUCUCUUCACUCCAGUCAACAAUUGAAAAGGGGUUUCCAUAUCAUAAUGAUCGGAAUAGUUUGCUGGCUGCAGCAAUUAUUUGCUUAACCAGAGCUCUUUCUGUGCCUGCCUCAAUGUGUGUCAACAAUAUGCUGCUGGGAGAAAUUUCAUCAGGAUAUCUUGAAGGUCAGAGUUCGGGAGUACUGUUUACCUUGUUUCAAUAUUCUGAACGGUUAUCAACUCCGUCAAUAAGCUUAGAAGCACUUCAGGCUCUUAAAUCUUUGUCCCAUAAUUAUCCAAAUGUAAUGACCUUAUGCUGGGAACAAAUUUCCUCUAUCAUUUAUGGAGUAUUAAGCAUAUUCCCUGAUGAGUCUUCAAGAUUAUGGAGAGGUAAUGUUGAACAGACUGCUGCAUCAUUAAAGGAGAGAGUAGUUAUGACUGCUGCUGUCAAGGUUUUGGAUGAAAGUCUUCGGGCUAUUUCUGGCUUUAAAGGAACUGAAGAUCUUUCAACUGAUAAAUCUCUUGAUAGUCCGUUUACAUCUGACUAUGUGAAAACAAAGGCAAUCUCAUCAGCACCAUCAUACAGUUUAGAGACCCCUGUUUCAACUAUUGAUGGUUCUCAAACAUGCAUCUUAGCAAGUGAGAGGUGGUUGGAAGCAACAAUCAAGCAUAUGCCUCUUAUUAUUAAUCAUUCUUCUGCGAUGGUAAGAGCUGCAUCAGUGACCUGUUUUGCUGGAAUGACUUCUCCUGUUUUCAUUUCCCUUCCAGAGGACAAACAGGAAUACAUAACUGUAUCUUCAAUUAAUGCUGCUCUAUAUGAUGAGGUUCCUUCAGUUAGAUCUGCUGCUUGCCGAGCCAUUGGUGUUAUUGGAUGUUUCCCACAAAUAUAUCAUAGUGCCGAAGUUCUGGAAAAGUUCAUCCUGGCGGCAGAGCGCAAUGCCCAUGAUUCACUGGUUUCUGUUCGUAUUACAGCUUCAUGGGCAUUGGCAAACAUAUGUGAUUCUCUUAGCCGUUGCUUGGAUGAACUAUAUGAUGGAAGAAGUUCAAUUGGAUCUACAAAAUGUUUUGAAUACACAACACUGCUAGUAGACAGUGCAUUGCGGCUGGUCAGGGACAAUGACAAGGUCAAAGCAAAUGCUAUUAGGGAUUUAGGAAAUCUUGCAAGAUCCAUCCAAUUCAUAAAACAAUUACCUAGUAAUGGUGAUCCACUGUAUUCCAUGCAUUCUAAAAUUGAAUACCACGGCGGAAAAGGAUUCAAGGAUCAUGUGAAAGAAAGGUCACAAUCAGUUCAAAGUUCCCCUGGGAGUUUCGAUUGGCUUGAUCAGAUGGUGCAGGCUUUUCUUUCUUGUGUCACAACUGGAAACGUUAAGGCGAAUUAUGGCAUCAUCUUCUAGUGCUCGCAGAAGACUAUUAUGUGGUCCUGAGGACCGAUCUGUACUAUAUUUUCAGAGACAACACGUCUCUAACAAUAUAUGGGUUGGAGAACCCUCACAAGACCUACGCUGCAGAAGGUACGAAGGUAUCAUUUGGGAUGUUCACAUACAUCCUCGUGUCUUGGCGAUUGUAGACAGGAUGGGGUUUGGCGGGAUGUUGAGGUGUGGUAAACCGAAAGAUAUUGACCACCAUCUCAUCACCGCUUUGAUUGAACGCUGGAGGCCAGAGACGCACACGUUUUACUUUCCAGUCGGUGAAGCGACUGUGACAUUAGAAGACGUGGAGGUCUUGUGGGGCCUCAACACUGACGGUGAAGCUAUGACGGGUUACAUCCCCACUAAGGAUGUAAACCAUUGGAAGGAGGUUUGUCUGGAUUUUCUUGGCUUUAUUCCAGAUCAAGUUGAUUUGAAAGAAAUGAACUGGAAGCAGACAGCCUUAUCAGCUCAAUUGAGGAUUGAGUUGAGUGAUGAUCACGAAGAGUAUAUGUACGCGCAACGUGCUCGUGUGUAUUGUCUAUUGUAACUUGGUGGUCUGUUGAUCCCUAACGCAUCUGGUAAUAAAAUUCCAUUUUUCUACAUUCAAUUUUUCAUGGAUAUAGAACGAUGUAGUACCUAUAGCUGGGGUGGUGCGACUCUUGCAUGCUUGUACUACAAUUUAUGUGAAGCUGCACUUGGUAAGAGGACCGAUGUUGGGGGUGCUCUUACAUUGUUACAGUUGUGGGCUUGGGAGAGAAUCCCAAUUAUUAGGCCGACAAUGCUAAAUCCCGUGCCUAUAGACUACCUACCAUGUGCAAUCGCAUGGACUGGUCCGGCCUUUUAUGUAAAAGCACCCGGGCAUUGCAUUGAAACUUUCAGAGAGCAGUUCUCUAGAAUGCAUGCCGACCAAUUUAUUUGUAGGCCGUAUGUCCACCGAAACCUGCCGGAUGUUUGUGUUGUCGGUCGUCCUAUAUGGACGUCGAGCACAACCAUUAUCUGUUGGAAUCUGGUUGAGCCAUACGUGCCAGAGCGAGUAUUGCGACAAUUUGGGAUUGUCCAACCCUAUAUCCCGCUUGUCAACAGGUUCCACGGUGCUGAUUUUUUGAAACAGGAUCGACGUGGCAAAGCUGGACGGAAUUGGAUUGACUGGCACGCCAAUCAUUUACAGGCUUGGGAUAAUAGGCACGACACGGUGUACGUGGAUUUGGAGUACUCAAUGGAGCCUAUUGCACUUGAUGAGUACAUGGAUUGGUUUCGCCGGAUAACCGUGGUGUACAUAACAAAACCUGACGUGCAUGCUCAGGAGGGCUUCCAGCAAACGGCAACCUCUCAUAACUACGCGACGGCCUGUACAUAUCUGGGGAACCUGAGAUGAUGGACUGGCGUCCUUCCCAGCGGUCUGAGCUGGACAUUGACAUGCCCGUGAGGCAAAAAGGGAAGCGGCGUGGUAAGAAGAAAGCGGGUGAAGAGUCGUCAUCCGCAAGGAUGGUAGUGGAUUCCGAUGACGACUUUAUGCCUCCACCUCCACCAAGCUCCGUCGUUCGAGGACGGCAUUCAGUUAGCCACACUGGUGGAACCGGUGAAGAUAUCGGUCUAAGUGAUGUCCCCCAAUCACCACCUCGUUCUUCUGUGCGAGACGACUUCUUUGGCGCUGAUUUACAGAACAUGGUUGUGCAAGAUACUCCUCCGUCUCGUCUCCCUACCUCCAGAAUCGGGAAGGGAAUCCGUGGUUUGUUUAUGCGGAAAAGGCGAGACGAUUGAACAUUUAACAAGUAUUUAGUUGAAUUGAUCAUUAUAGCUUUAUAACAAUUUUUGUGUUCAUUUCUCCAGUUGAACAUUGUUAUGGUUUAUUAAAAACGACACUCUCCCUUACGUCUGAACUUUUUAUAUUAGGAAUUUGAUACAUCCUCUUGAUAUUGGUGUUU
Messenger RNA from Salvia splendens (bonfire salvia), 3657 nucleotides. RefSeq lists its product as uncharacterized. Lineage: Eukaryota; Viridiplantae; Streptophyta; Magnoliopsida; Lamiales; Lamiaceae. The transcript is spliced from 19 exons. The record is from RefSeq and is a predicted model, not a curated record. Bases 170 to 1717 code for a protein of 515 amino acids.